AUGAAUAAACAAGCCAUCUACACUUCAUUGGAAGAAUUGGCUUUAAUAAGUGUUAGUAAGAAAAAACCAAAAGAGCAGAUUUUGGAAAAACAUGUUGCGCAAAAUAAGAAUACCAGCGAAGAAACGCCCGUUAAUGUGAGACCUUUGGUAGAAGAUAUAAAGAAUUUGCCCAAAACUGGCUGUGACAAAUCUCUAAGUAGUUCUCGACGUGGUUCGCAGACUAGUCUACAGUCUCGCAGAUUGUCUAAUGCAUCACUUACUGAGAAGUUAGAACUUGCAGCGGCGGCCGAUUUAGAAAAACAUGCAACAACUGUAGAAGAAUUAAACACUGAUGUAAAUUUAAAUAAAACUAUAUUAAGCACAGAUAAUUAUGAUACAGAUUCCUUGUGUACAUCCAUAAGUAAAAGUCCUAGUGUGGCUCCAGUUACCGUCCAAAUGCGGGGCUCUUCAGAGGAUGAAAGCAUAGAGAAAUUAUUUAGUCAAUUUUCCGAUGAAAUGCUAGUGAAUGUAGAAUUUGACUCGAAUGAUGAGUUAAUAGCUAUAACACCACGAUCACCAAUUAAUAAAGAGGAGGAACAUUUAGAUGAAGAUAUAUUAGACAGAGUACAAUCCUUGGAAAGAGAUGCUGAUAAAGAAUCAUCAUUAGAAAUUGAUGUCAAUUCCAUUGUCACUAAGAUUCCUAUGAAUACUACUGCGAAUGAAUUUAAUUUUCCGACUAAACCACAACGCAGACAAAAAAGUCUUUCAUCGUCUAGUGAUUCUCCUGCUCCCUUAGCUCCACAAAGAAUAAAAAAGAAAUUAUCAAGAUUAUCACCAACUAAUAUGCCACCAUCCGUGCAAGAUUUAAUGAUGGUUGUUGCCAGAAACGAUUUGGAAGCCAGUUUCGAGAAAGAUAACUCUAAAAAUACUACGAAACCAUUAAAGUUUCCAAGAAUUAUAGAUGAAGAUGAUGUUUUAUUCGAUGAAUCUCAAACUCCAUACAAAUAUUUUAUACAAGACCAACCAGAAAUAUCAAAAAAUAUUGCGAAAUCCUCUGAAAUUGCUUCCCAAAAACCUUUAGUUGUAGUUACAAAAUCAUUAGACGAUGGCUUUCAAAGUAAUUUGCCCGAAAAUGUUACAGAGUUUACAAAGGUUCUGAAACCCAUUGCUCAAAACAAGGAUACUGAUUCCUUGGAAGAUGAUAAACAGAAUACUUCUGAUAGCAGCACUAAAUCCAAAGAAUCACAAACAAAUUCUACAACGCCGACUGCUUCUACUAACAACCCCAUGGAGUCACAUUUAACAGUAGAAGAACAUUUGCAACCGAAACCCAAUUUAAGGGAGCCUUCAUUAGAAUGGAAUAUGGAAAUGAUACCAAGCAGUCCAAUGCCACCAAGACGUAAAGGACCCGCAAGUGCUAAAACUAACUUAUCGAAGCCUGAGUCAAUAGAGAGUUUAAACAAAUUAAAGAAAAUGGAAUCAAACGCCAUCACUGAAUUAAAUACCACAUCCAGUGACGAAAAAUUCAAGGAAAGUGUAAGAUCACCGGAAGAAAAUGCAUCACAAAUCAAAAAAACAAUUUUACAAAGUGAAACACAAGAGCAAAAUCUUUCGAGAAACUCAGUUAAAGGGAAAGAAGUCCCAUCACCUAAGACUGCAGAU
Molecule: messenger RNA, 1641 nt
Organism: Lucilia sericata (common green bottle fly)
Lineage: Eukaryota; Metazoa; Arthropoda; Insecta; Diptera; Calliphoridae
Product: F-actin-monooxygenase Mical-like
Exons: 2
Source: RefSeq, a predicted model, not a curated record